AUGGCCCAGCAGCAGGGCUAUGGAGGCUUUGGCCAAGGCGGCCAAGGCGGCCAAGGUGGCCAAGGCGGCCAAGGCUUCAUGGGCAAAGGACAAGAGCCACAGGGGCAAGGGCAAAGCCCACAAAGCCAAGGCGGCUUUGGUAAAUCUGGCGGCAAGAGCAGUGGUGGAGGCAAGAGCAGUGGUGGCAGUGGUGGCAGUGGCGGUUCAGGACUCGGAGGGGCCAGUGAACGAGGCAAAGGAGGCGGUAAGGCGGCAAAGAAUCAACCCACGGAGAUGACGUUUGAGGAGUACAAAGCCGAGCAGAAGAGACAGGCCGCUGAAAAGAAGGAAAAGCUGCUGAAGCAGCAGGAGGAGGCGAGGGCUGCUGCCAAAGCGCGUGCAGAGGCCUUCGAGCGGGGGGAUCUGCCGGCCGAGGAGCCCAAGGUCGCGGAGCCUAAGCCACCAGAGCCCAAGGCACCAGAGCCCAAGGCAGAGCCUAAGGCACCAGAACCCAAAGCGGAACCUAAGCCGGUCGAGAAGCCAUCAGAGCCCGAAGAUGAUUGGGAGGCAGAAGCCGAAAAGGAGGAACCCAAGAAGCCGGAGCCAGCAGCGCCAGCGCCGGCAGCACCAGCGCCGGCAGCACCAGCGCCGGCAGCACCGGCCGCACCGAGCAAGACGCCUCCAGCACCAGAGCAGACUCAGGAGCCCCCGCCACAGGAGGAGGAGCCAGAAGAGAUUGUAGAGUCUGUAGAGGUCAAAGUAGAAGGGAAGGACGGAGAUCGGAAGGUACCUGAUCCUCGUCCCCAUCUCAACGUGGUUUUCAUCGGCCACGUCGAUGCCGGCAAGUCCACGACCUGCGGCAAUAUCUUGUUCUUGUGCGGUAUGGUCGAUGAGCGCACCAUCGAGAAGUACAAGCAGGAGGCUGCUAACAAGGCAGGUGAGAGCUGGUUUUUGGCUUUCAUUAUGGACACAAGCGAGGAGGAGAAGGUCAAGGGCAAGACUGUCGAGGUCGGCCGGGCUGCCUUCGAGACAACGAACCGCCGUUUCACAAUCCUUGAUGCUCCGGGGCACAAGUCCUACGUUCCAAACAUGAUCGCUGGAGCGUCGGCAGCUGAUGUUGGGGUGCUCCUAGUUUCUGCUAGAAAGGGCGAGUUUGAAACUGGCUUCGAGAAGGGAGGGCAAACUUGCGAGCAUGCCUUGCUGGCAAAAACGCUUGGGGUCGAGAAGCUUGUUAUAGCAAUCAACAAGAUGGAUGACCCCACGGUGGAGUGGGAUGAAAAGCGGUACAACGAAAUUGUGAAGAAAAUAGGAGCUUUCCUCAAAAAGAGUGGCUACAAGGAUGAUCAAGUGAUUUUUCUGCCCAUGUCAGGGCUGAUGGGAGACAACAUCAAGGAAAGGAAGGGCACUCCUGCUUGGUACACAGGGUUGACCCUGCUUGACUCUCUGGAUGGCAUCUCCGUGGCUGGUCGAAAAGCAGAUGGGGCCUUGCGAGUUCCAAUGAUGGAGGGCUACAAAGACAUGGGCGCAGUCACAGCCAUUGGCAAGAUAGAGCAGGGCACCGUCAAGCCUGGCAUGAAGUGCAUCGUGAUGCCAACCAACAACAAAUGCACAGUGAAUGCCGUAUUCAUCAAUGAUGUAGAGAUGCAGUAUGCCACGUGUGGUGAGAACGUUACUUUGAAGAUGUCGGGAAUUGGUGAUGAGGAGCUGAAGAAAGGCUACGUUCUGUGUGCCGACAAGACUCCCAUCCCGGUUGUGUCAAAGUUCAAGGCGACCAUUCAUGUAAUUGAGCUGGGACCUGACAGACCAGUGAUGACCUCCGGGUAUGUUGCGGUCAUGCAUGCGCACACCACGAGUGAAGAAUGUGAAAUUCUCAAGUUGUACGAGACGAUGGUCAUUCAAACGAAGAAGAAGGAGAAAAAUCCGCAGUUUGCAAGGCCUGAUUCGGUGGUUGUUUGCAGCAUCAAGCUGGCACGACCGACGGCCGUGGACACAUUCACGUCGUCCCCGCAGCUGGGUCGAUUUACUCUUCGAGUAGACGGGCGAACAAUCGCAAUUGGCAAGAUUACUGAGCUGCCGAAGUCUGCAGGAGAUGCCUGA
Molecule: messenger RNA, 2076 nt
Organism: Symbiodinium natans
Lineage: Eukaryota; Dinophyceae; Suessiales; Symbiodiniaceae
Source: the annotation of a GenBank genome assembly